AUGUCGGUUGUGUGCCCCAGCUGCAAAAGCGCGCAGCGCCUGAGCUUCUGGGAGCUUCAUGCUCGACUCGGGCAGUGCUGGGAGCUGGAGAUCAAGGAACACGCCUUCGCGGCGGAGCGGAUGCUGAGGUUCGGCCCCUCUUUGAAGUUCCCCGGCGAGGAGUCUCACGAGGUGGGCCCCAUUCACGUGGACGACGAGUCUUCCUCCGUAUCCCCAGGCAAAAGCAGGUCUGAGUCUCGAAGGAGCCUUACGGCCAUGACGCCCUGCUUGACUCCGUCACAGCGCCACGUUGUCCCUCCCGAGGAGGCCGCGCACGAGCUGGAUUUGGCUGCGGUUCCCAGCCCUGGUGCGCUAUCAGGCAUGAGCACCUCUCAGAGGAGGAACAGCAUGCGCGGCUUCGCGGUGGUUCCUGGGCAGCCCACCCACGAUUCGCACGAGGACAUUCAUGGUGGGAAGCGUCCUGUACUGGACCGGCAACAAAGCAGAAACAGCUCGGACUUCCGGUGCCAACUCGCGGUGGGCCGCCGCCGCAGUGCCAAAGUGAGCGAAGCGAACCACGCCCACCCAGAACGCAUCGCCAGCCUGAAGGUGGCCGAGUCUAUGGGAGAGGAUAUGGCUCCUCACGAGUGCUGGCAACAACGAUCCUCCAAAUCGACACGGCCGAUGCCCAGCCCGCGUGGUGCAAUGACGCGAGGCUCUACUCAAGGAGCUACUCAGGGGAUCAGUGAGAAGGGCCUCAACAAGGAUGCUCCGGCUGGGCUGGCACGUUUCGUGGCUACACCUGGGCGGCCGUUGCGCAACGCGUGGGAUAUCCUGGCAGUGGUUUUCCUGGUGCAUGACAUGAUCGUCAUCCCGCUGCGCUUCUUCGACAUGCCCGCUGCCCUGUUCCUGGAAAUUCUGGCCUGGUUCACGCAGGUGUUUUGGAACCUGGACAUCAUUGCAUCCUUCAUGACUGGGUACUACGAAGACGGUAACUUGAUCCUGCGACCAGUGAAGAUUGCGAAGAAUUACUGCCAGUCUUGGCUCAUGUUCGACCUCACAGUCGUGAGUCUCGAUUGGCUGAUCCUCUUCCUGGCAACGGACAGCGACGCGCAAGGCGUACACCGCCUCUCGAAGACGGUCCGCCUGCUGCGCUUUCUCCGCAUGGUGCGAAUCUUGCGCCUGGCCAAGAUCAGCCGAAUGUCCGAGGCGGUGCAGGAGCAGAUACAAUCUCAAUCCGCCAACAUCCAGUACAGCCUCUUCAAGAGCAUAUUCCGUUUGCUUCUGCUUACUCACCUCAUAGCGUGCUCCUGGUACGGCAUUGGCAGACUCAGUGAUGAGAGCGACGGCCAGGAGAGGAGCUGGAUCAUGGAGUCCAGCCUCGUCGAGCGGACCCUGUCCUAUCAGUACACCACGAGCUACCACUGGGCACUUUGUCAGCUGGGCGUGGGGGGCAUCGCCAUCUACCCCACCAACACCUACGAGCGCUCCUUCGGAAUCUUCUCGGCUUUUACGGCGCUGAUGACGUUUUCCACCUUGGUUAGUAAGAUGACCUCGCUCAUGUCCUCCCUGAACAAACUCAAGGACGAGGAGAUGGAGCAGUUCCGAUUGUUGCGACGCUACCUCAUCUACAACGACAUCCCGCUUCACCUUAGCCAGCGCAUCGUCCGGUUCUUGCAGCAUGGGUACCGCAUGCGCCACGAGGCGCUAUCGGCGGGCAGCCAUUUGCCCAUCCUCGACUUGCUGUCCGAGUCGCUGCAAGGGGAGCUGCAGUUCGAACGCUACCGGGGCUGCCUCUACGAGCUCAAGUUCACGGAGCGCCUACUCGCCUUGGAGAACCGACAAACGGUGCAAGUCUUGCACAAGCUGUCCAUGAACGCGCUGGCGAAUACCGUGGUGGCGCACGACGACGUGCUCUUCUGCAGCGGCGAUCUUGCCACAGCUGCAUACUUCGUACAAAGCGGGCACAUGAACUAUCACGAUGAUUUCGGAGAUGAACCGUCUCCAGUGGAAGGGCACAACUGGAUCGCGGAGAUGACCUUGUGGACACCCUGGGUGCAUCUCGGAGACCUCGUGGCUGAGGACGUGUCGCGCCUGGUGGUGCUUCAAGUGGACGCCUUUUGCAAAGUUGUGGGAGACAGCAACGAAUGCCGCUCUGUGGCCGUGGUGUAUGCCAAGGAGUACGUGGAGCACCUGAAGCUCGUCCAGGAUUUGUCCGACAUUAUGCAGAAUCCGAAAACCUCCAAGACCAUGAGCAAGCAGAACUCGAUGCGACCUGCCGCCUCUUGGUGGAGCUGCCUCUUCGGCAAGGAUCACGUGAAGCAGCUGACCUGA
Molecule: messenger RNA, 2313 nt
Organism: Effrenium voratum
Lineage: Eukaryota; Dinophyceae; Suessiales; Symbiodiniaceae
Source: the annotation of a GenBank genome assembly